Messenger RNA from Prunus armeniaca (apricot), 1812 nucleotides. The record is from the annotation of a GenBank genome assembly. Lineage: Eukaryota; Viridiplantae; Streptophyta; Magnoliopsida; Rosales; Rosaceae.
AUGCCAUGUUCAACAGAGGAAGCACUUGCUAGGCUUUUCUACAAUGUCUCAUCCUCCUUGCACCUUCUCCUGCUCUUCCUCUAUGUCUCCUCCAUUGUUCUUGCCAAAUUCUUCUACUUUGUUGGCAGCAACCCAAUUUUCCCAAGAAACCAGAAUGGAUACGAAAACUAUGUGUUUUCGGAAGAAGAAGAAGAAGAAGAAGAGGAAGAGGAAUUAGAAGCAGAAAGGCAGUUUCAUGUUCAUGGUCAUCAGAGCUGCACAGAAAAUGAUCAUGAUCUGGUAGCUGACAUCAUUCUUGGCGGUGAAUCACUGAUGUUUUUGCCGAACAGCAACCUUCAGAGCCAGCAUCAAACAAGUUAUUCUGAAGAUCAAUUCAUUAGCGCCCGUGAGAGCUUAAUAAUUGAAGACCAAGAAGAUGAAUCUUUGCAUGGCUCACCACAAGUUACAGAAUCUGAAUAUUAUGAUCAUGAUGCGGAGGAAAUCCCAGUGAAAGAGACCGUUUUGGUUCAAAAUUCUCUCCAAAAUGAUCAAGUGUGGUCCACUGCUCCGAUAACUAUAGACCUACGCAAAAGUGACUUGCGGAGCAAUGCCAAAAAUGGUGACGAACAUAUCAAGCAUCUACGUAAAUGUGAGAAACAGAACACUGAAAAAAACAAGGCAGUUCAGACACAUUUGCCUGGUGAUGAAAAUUGUCUAGUGUUUAGACCACACCAAUUGGAGACCAACAAGUUCCAAGUUCAAGAAAAUAAAGAGGAUGAGAUUUUUGGUGACUCAACUGUUGGAUCAACUUCUAAAAGCUCUUCUGAAUGGAGAAGCUCAAUUAAUUGCAGGGACUCUGCUACAGAAGAUCCAUUUUCUUCGUCGUCCCGGAGAAGCUGCCCCAAGUGGGAGUCUUACACAGUUUUUCAAAAGUACGAUGAAGAAAUGAUGUUCCUAGACAGAAUUAGUGCCCAAAAGCUCCAUGAAACAGAAUCACUAAGGUCUAUUCAAGUUUGUCCAAGAUCAAUUUCGGAGAGGAUAGUUCAAAAAAUCGCCAUGGUAACAAAAAGGCCAUCGGACGUACGUCACAACCCUUAUCAUGAACUGGAGGCUGCUUAUGUUGCUCAAAUUUGCUUAACAUGGGAAGCACUUAAUUGGAACUACAAGAAUUUCGAACAAAAAAGAGCGUCACACGGUGAUUUUGAUCCCGGCUGUCCUGGCCAAUUAGCUCAGCAGUUUCAGCAAUUCCAAGUUCUUCUGCAGAGAUACAUAGAGAAUGAACCUUAUGAGCAGGGCAGGAGACCAGAGAUUUAUGCUAGGAUGAGGCUUUUGGCACCAAAGUUACUGCAAGUGCCAGAAUAUCGAGCUUCAGAAGAUGAUGGUAAUCAAAAGGAUGAAGGUUUUGGCUCAAGAAUCUCGUCAGCUGCGUUUUUAAUGAUAAUGGAAGAUGGAAUCCGAACGUUCAUGAAUUUUCUCAAGGCUGAUAAGGAGAAACCGUGCCAGAAAUUAGCAUCCAUGUUUAAAAGGAAACGAAAAGGUUCAGUUGAUCCAACUCUUCUCCAUCUGACGAAGAAAAUUAAUCAAAAAAAGAAGAUGAAAGUGAAAGAUCUUCGGCGUUCUCACAAAUGCUUGAGAAAAAGAAAGUUGAAGGUGGAGGAAGAGAUGGAGAUACUGAUGGGUCUAAUUGACCUAAAACUAGUUUCAAGGGUUUUGAGGAUGACAGAGUUAAGUGAAGAACAAUUGCAUUGGUGUGAAGCGAAGAUGAGCAAAGUGAGAAUAAUGGAUGGGAUAUAUCACAGAGAUUCCUCACCACUUUUCUUCCCUGCACAAUGA